AAAACAGAGCCGAGUAAACAAACAUAACUAAAUCCAGCGGGGCCAGUUGGUUUGAGCAGUAACCAUUCGUCCGUGCAUGCAGGGAAGUAACGUGGUCUAACGUCACGCGUGUGUGUGUGAGAGAGAGAGAGAGAGAGAGAUUACCGGAGAAGAAGCCGCGAGAGAAAAGCUCCUGAGCCAACCAGAGGAGAGAGAGAGAGAGAGAGAGCAAGAGACACCCAUGGCACGUACGGAUCUCCUUUCUCUAGAGAGAGAGGGGGGGGAGGCGGGGUUGGAGGAGAAAGAAGAAGAAGACGAGGACGAGGGCGACGAGGGCGCUGAUCGCUGCGGCGGCGGCGGAGGCGGAGGCGGAGGCGGGGCAUGGGGAACUGCUGCUCGGCCCGGUCAUCGUCGUCGUCCCCCAAAGACCCUAGAGCCCGCUGCCUCUCCUCGCUGUCGCUCUCCUUCUCCGACGCCGCCGCCGCCGACGACGAUGACGACGACCCGCCGCCGCCGCUCUCGGUGCUCCCCGCGUCGCUCUCCUCCGCCGCCGACCCCCUCCUCCUCCGCCGCCGCUACCGCCUCGGCGCCGAGCUCGGGCGCGGCGAGUUCGGCGUGACGCGGCGCUGCGCCGACGCCGACGCCGGCGAGGCCCUCGCCUGCAAGUCCAUCUCGAAGCGCCGCCUCCGCGCCGCCGCCGACGUGGAGGACGUGCGCCGCGAGGUGGACAUCAUGCGCCGCCGCCUCCCCCCGCACCCCAACGUCGUCCGCCUCCGCGACGCCUUCGAGGACCGCGAGGCCGUCCACCUCGUCAUGGAGCUCUGCGAGGGCGGCGAGCUCUUCGACCGCAUCGUCGCCCGCGGCCACUUCACCGAGCGCGCCGCCGCUGCCGUCAUGCGCACCAUUGUCGAGGUCAUAGUGCACUGCCAUAAACACGGCGUGAUGCACCGUGACUUGAAGCCGGAGAAUUUCUUGUUUGCUGAUUCGUCUGAAACCUCUCCUCUCAAGGCUAUUGAUUUUGGCCUCUCUGUAUGCUUCAAGCCUGGUGAACGUUUCAGUGAAAUUGUCGGAAGCCCAUAUUACAUGGCCCCAGAAGUGCUUAAGCGAAACUAUGGACCAGAAAUAGAUGUGUGGAGUGCUGGAGUUAUUCUAUACAUCUUACUCUGUGGGGUCCCUCCUUUUUGGGCUGAAACUGAUGAAGGAAUUGCGCAAGCCAUUAUUCAGUCGGUUAUUGAUUUCGAAAGAGAACCAUGGCCGAAGGUAUCCGACAACGCAAAAGAUCUCGUGAGAUGCAUGCUUGACCCAAAUCCCUACACACGGUUGACGGCUCAGCAAGUACUAGAGCAUCCUUGGCUGCAGAAUGCUAGUGCAGUUCCUAACAUCCCACUGGGAGAAGCUGUGAGAACAAGGCUUCAGCAGUUCUCUGUGAUGAACAAGUUCAAGAAGAAGGCCUUAAUAGUAGUAGCUGAGCACUUGCCUGUGGAAGAAGUAGAUGCCAUUAAGGAGUUGUUUCAUGUGAUGGAUACGAACAAGAAGGGAAACUUAACAAUUGAAGAACUUAAAACAGGUCUCCACUUAAUCGGACACCAUGUUCCUGAUAUCGACGUUCACAUGUUAAUGGAAGCGGCAGACAUAGAUGGAAAUGGUACUCUGGAUUGCAAGGAGUUUGUCACUGUCUCUGUUCACUUGAAGAAGAUCCGCAGCGAGGAACACCUACCAAAGGCAUUCAGCUACUUCGACAAGAACGGGAGUGGAUAUAUCGAGAUUGAUGAAUUGAGAGAAGCUAUAGGGGAGGAUACUCUCGGUGCCUGUGAACAAGUGAUAUUGGAUAUCUUCUCUGACGUAGACAACGAUAAGGAUGGUCGUAUAAGUUAUGAAGAAUUUGAAAGGAUGAUGAAAGCUGGAACAGACUGGAGGAAUGGAUCUCGCCAGUACUCACGAGCCGUGUUCAAUACCUUAAGUUUAAAAAUGUUCAAAGAUGGGUCCUUAAAAGAUGGUGGUGUAAAAAGAUCAGUAAAGCGACUUACUGAGUGAGCAAUUCUUUCCCCUUUAUUAACUGAUUAAGAAAGCGCAAGAAACCAAAUUUAAAGAAGGGAUUCCAAUUUGACUUUGUUGUUUAGAUUUUGCUAAGUAUGAAUUCUAGAAUGGCAGGGAAAGCUCUUUGACAUUCAGGCACUUUCUACUGAGUUGCUGCUGUUGAAUUUGAAGUGUAUAAAUGCUUGGCCGGAUUUUAGAAAACAAAGAAGGCUUUUCAAUUCAA
This is a messenger RNA of Ananas comosus (pineapple), 2239 nucleotides long. RefSeq names its product calcium-dependent protein kinase 29-like. Gene Ontology annotation, biological process: peptidyl-serine phosphorylation; protein autophosphorylation; intracellular signal transduction. The transcript is spliced from 8 exons. Bases 361 to 2013 code for a protein of 550 amino acids. Gene Ontology annotation, cellular component: nucleus; cytoplasm. Lineage: Eukaryota; Viridiplantae; Streptophyta; Magnoliopsida; Poales; Bromeliaceae. The record is from RefSeq and is a predicted model, not a curated record. Gene Ontology annotation, molecular function: calcium-dependent protein serine/threonine kinase activity; calcium/calmodulin-dependent protein kinase activity; ATP binding.